UCUCUCUUUCAUCAAGCUUUAGCGACUCCUCCUGCAAUUCUUAUCUUCUUCUUCCUUCACUUGGUUUGAGAUGGAUGUUUCUGAAGCACGUCUAAGUAGAAUUGAGUCACAGAGUUCAAUUGAUUCGUCUCAUGACCAAAGGAGACAAGGAUAUUUCUCCAUGAACAAGAUAAACAACGGUCUUCGCUCACUCAGUUCACGAGGUUUCCUUCGAAACAGAGGAAAAGCCAUACCGCUGCCAAUGAAAGAUACCGAGAAGACUGUGCCGGAGUUCUUAGUUAAUCUCAAAUUUUCCGAUCUUUUCGAUCUCCCUGGUGAAUAUGUGCUGAUGAAUGCGGAGAUGCUUAGCACACUUGGGAACGAAGAAUGGCUGGAGAAAUUGAGAAGCCAUGGAACACCACUAACAUGUCUCAAGAACGAUCGAGGAGAUUCUGUUCUUCAUCUUGCUGCUACAUGGAGUCAUCUAGAACUAGUUAAGAACAUUGUCUCUGAAUGUUCUUGCCUUCUAAUGGAGUCAAACUCUAAGGACCAGCUUCCACUUCAUGUGGCAGCUCGAAUGGGUCACUUAGCUGUUGUUGAGGAUCUUGUUGCGUCGGUUACAUUUUUCUCAGCUAGACUGGCUGAAGAAGAUAGGGAGAUACUGAAUCCAUAUCUUCUGAAGGACAUAAAUGGAGAUACUGCUCUGAACUUGGCCUUGAAAGGACACUAUACGGAGGUUGCUCUCUGUUUGGUGAAUGCAAACCGACAAGCUUCCUUUCUUGCAUGUAAAGACGGAAUAUCUCCCUUGUAUUUAGCAGUAGAAGCCAAGGAUGCAUCACUUGUAAAAGCAAUGUUGGGAAAUGAUGGUCCUCAAAGGAAAAAUUUGAACUUAGAAGGGAGAAAAUAUCUUGCACACGCUGCAUUGAAUUCCUUGAGCACAGAUAUCCUUGAUGUUAUUCUUAAUGAAUAUCCAAGUCUUGUGGAUGAGCGAGAUGAAGAAGGAAGGACUUGUCUUUCGUUUGGAGCAUCCAUUGGGUAUCAUAAAGGAGUAUGCAACCUGUUAAACCGAUCAAGAAAGGGUGUUUUUGUAUGUGAUGAUGAUGGUUCCUAUCCAAUCCACCUGGCAGUAGAGAAAGGUCGUAUUAAAGUUGUCAAAGAGAUUUGCAAACGUUGUCCAUAUUCAAAGCUUUUGCUUAACAAAAAAGGUCAGAACCUCCUUCACAUCGCAGCUGAAAGUGGGAAAUUUAGAAUUCUACGCCACUUGACAGCACAUGAACAAAUAAACCAUCUAGCUAACGAGAAAGAUGUGGAUGGGAAUACACCACUGCAUCUAGCCACAAUAUAUUGGCGUCCUCGAGCUGUUCGUGAGCUUGGAGGGAAGAAAAACCUGUUGAUACAAAACAAUAACGGCUUGGUAGCUCUGGAUAUUGCUGAGUCAAAACUGCAACCACACUACAUCUUUCGAGAGAGGUUGACACUGCUAGCUUUAGUACAACUUCACUUCCAAAAUGAUCCUAGAUGCGCACAUACUAUGAUUCAAACAAGACCAAUAAUGCCUCAAGGCGGAAACAAAGAUUACAUCAACGCUCUUCUAGUAGUGGCAGCUCUUAUAACCACCGUAACGUUUACGUCUGGAUUUACUAUACCAGGUGGUUUUAAAGACUCUACUCCAAACGUGGGCAUGGCAAAUCUAAUAACUAACCCUCGUCUCAUCCUUUUCCUGAUAUUUGACAUUUUGGCACUGGAAACCUCAUUUUUAGCAGUAGUUUCUCUCAUAUUGGCGCAAUUAGGUGAUCCGACAUUAUAUCAGAGUUCCGUAAGGGUGGCCAUGAUAUCACUGUAUUUCGCUAUGUAUUUCAUGACCUUAGCAUUCUUUUUUGUCAUGGUUAUUGCAGCUGGGAAUGUUAGAUGGCUUGUUUAUGUCAUCUUCUGUUUAAUUUUCUCCAUUUUAACUCUGGCGUUCUCAAGGUUUAUGCCUCAUCUUCUACUACAUUAUUGUGGCUCUAGUUAUAAGUUGAUGAUGCCAUUUGUUAGUUUUGCAAAUUCAUGUGAUGAUGACGGACACGAAAGUCCUCAGUUCUCUGCGCACAAGUCUGAGAAGAUCUCAAACAAUGAUCAAGUUGAAAUGUCAGACACUACUUAAAAUGGGAAUGUUUCUGAUGCAGGGCGUCCACUAGUUUCUAC
Arabidopsis thaliana (thale cress) is the source of this 2163-nucleotide messenger RNA. RefSeq names its product Ankyrin repeat family protein. Bases 71 to 2122 code for a protein of 683 amino acids. NCBI's taxonomy places the organism in Eukaryota, Viridiplantae, Streptophyta, Magnoliopsida, Brassicales, Brassicaceae. The transcript has 4 exons. The record is from RefSeq and is marked reviewed. Gene Ontology annotation, cellular component: membrane.